GACGUGUGUGUGCCUUCCAUUAAUAUUUGGCGCGUUUUGUUGCUUGUGUGGCUCAGUGAAUUUCUGUCUUCUAAAAAAUUUCAGACUCAAUUAAUAAAAUGAAUGAUUCAUUUGGUGAUUUCAAUGGCACACAAACGGCCACAGCGGGUGCCACAAAAGAGUCUUCCGGCGAGGGAAUCAUUUCUUUGCUGGUGAAGCAAAUACUCGAUUCGCCCGAGGGCAACUUCAAGAUGUUCGAUGUUACCUACGCCUUGGUCUGUGUUGUGGGCAUUGUGAGGAAUGUGGAGACAUCUUCGACGAAGAUUACCUACACCUUGGAGGACCACAGUGGACGCAUCGAUGCACACUACUGGUUAGAAGAAGGCGAUGCGAUCAAAGCACCCGAUGUCAUGAUCAAUAACUAUGUAAAGAUCUAUGGCUCAGUACGUCCGCAGGCGGGUCAAAAGGUUUUGAUGGUCUUUAAGCUGAUCAACGUGCUGGAUCCCAAUGAAGUGUGCACUCACGUACUGGAGGCUUUGCACUCCCGCUACAAGGCCGAGGAAUAUCAUGUUAAGGGCAAUUCAUCUCAUGCUCCAAGCAAUUCGACCAUGAGCAAUGUGUCGGCUAGCCAGAGCAAUGCUAUUGUCGCUGGCCUGGACAGCAAGCAGCUGGCUGUCUUCCAGGCCAUCAAGAGCAACUGCUCCGAGGAAGGCAUCAAUCGACGUGAACUCAAAGCCAAGUUCUCGCAUAUAAGUCAAACUGAACUGAACAACAUUUUGGACUUUAUGAUUUCCGAGGGACAUAUUUACUCCAGCAUCGAUCCAGAUCAUUUUAUAUGCACGAUGUAGACAUCCAGCUUGAGCAUUCAGUAACAGUAUAUAAACUUGUACAACAAUCGAAAAAGCAACAAGUUAUUAUAAAAUUUAGUUUUGUAAGCCUAUUAAUUCCUCUACUUUUUCAAAUUUGUAAAAUAUUUAGAAUCUAAUUUUGAAAUAUAAUAUAUGAUCAUACCCUGUAUAA
Drosophila mojavensis is the source of this 999-nucleotide messenger RNA. RefSeq names its product replication protein A 32 kDa subunit (gene RPA2). NCBI's taxonomy places the organism in Eukaryota, Metazoa, Arthropoda, Insecta, Diptera, Drosophilidae. The transcript has 4 exons. Gene Ontology annotation, biological process: DNA replication; nucleotide-excision repair; double-strand break repair via homologous recombination. Bases 99 to 827 code for a protein of 242 amino acids. Gene Ontology annotation, cellular component: nucleus; site of double-strand break; chromosome, telomeric region. Gene Ontology annotation, molecular function: DNA binding. The record is from RefSeq and is a predicted model, not a curated record.